AUUUUACUUGUUAAGAUAGUAACAUUUAUCAUGGUUCCAAUCGAAAUUGUAUAUUACAUUCAGAAUACAUUUUAAGGCUGGGACAAAUGAAAACUAAAUAUGUUUCAACUUUUAAAAAUGUUUUGAAAAUUUACAUACAACUGUAAAAUAAUGAACAAAUUUACUUAAACAAACUACAGAGGGAAAUAUACUUUACAAAAGAUUUACGUUUUAAAUAAUUCUGCGAGUAGAACAGUAGAACCGGUCGAUGGUGGGGGGUAAUCGAAAAUAGUGGGGUUUGGCGAAAAGAGGUUGGGGAAACGUGAGCAUAUUCACCUUCCGUUCUCUUGAAGUGUGCGUGGAUUAAUACAUAAUACAGCCAUGGGUCGCAAAUUUUUUGUCGGUGGUAAUUGGAAAAUGAAUGGUACCAAAAGUGAAAUAGACAAUAUCGUCGCUUUUUUAAAAACUGGGCCGCUCGAUCCAAAUGUUGAGGUUGUUGUUGGAGUACCGUCGAUAUACUUAACAUAUGCAAAAAGUAUAUUACCUGCUAAUGUUAACAUCAGUGGCCAAAAUACAUACAAGGUAGCAAAAGGAGCAUUUACCGGAGAAAUCAGUCCUGCUAUGUUAUUAGAUAAUGGAAUUCCUUGGGUAAUUCUUGGUCAUUCAGAACGCAGAAAUGUCUUUGGUGAAACAGAUGAAUUAAUUGCAGACAAAGUGGCUCAUGCCUUAGAAGCUGGCUUGAAGGUAAUCGCAUGUAUUGGAGAAAAAUUAGAAGAACGUGAAGCUGGAAAAACGGAGGAAGUAGUCUUCAGGCAAACUAAAGCUAUUGCGGAUAAAAUCAAAUCUUGGGAUAACGUAGUUGUGGCCUAUGAACCAGUGUGGGCCAUUGGAACUGGUAAAACUGCGACUCCUCAACAAGCUCAGGAAGUACACGAUAAACUAAGGCAAUGGUUUUCUACUAACAUAAAUCCUGCAGUCGCUGAAAAUGUUAGGAUUAUUUAUGGAGGAUCGGUAACAGCAGAAAAUGCAAAAGAUUUAGCAAAAGAGAAAGACAUUGAUGGAUUUUUAGUUGGAGGAGCAUCCUUGAAACCUGACUUUGUACAAAUUGUUAAUGCUAAACAAUAAGAUUGAUAUUCCUUAUUACAGAAAAGUAUUGUUCAAUAAUUAUAAAUGCAAGUUAAAACUGUAUAUUUUAUGAGAUAUAAAAAAAAGUUUACUUUCUUGUUGAAUAUAGAAAUAUCAAUGUCAUGAAUAUUGCAGUGAAAUAUUAUACUAAAAUCAAUGAUAUUUUGUUCUGUUCUUCUUUUUAAGAAUAUAUAUUUCUUGUAAAUAUUUAAUCAUCUAUAGCAUAAUAAAUGUUACAAUGAAAGAUUA
This is a messenger RNA of Nomia melanderi (Alkali bee), 1353 nucleotides long. RefSeq names its product triose phosphate isomerase (gene Tpi). Gene Ontology annotation, biological process: glyceraldehyde-3-phosphate biosynthetic process; glycerol catabolic process; gluconeogenesis. The record is from RefSeq and is a predicted model, not a curated record. Lineage: Eukaryota; Metazoa; Arthropoda; Insecta; Hymenoptera; Halictidae. Gene Ontology annotation, molecular function: triose-phosphate isomerase activity. Gene Ontology annotation, cellular component: cytosol.